AUGGAUCUUGCCAAGCUCUACAACGUCCCUCAGUGGUUGCUCGAUGCGUACUGUGACAUCGUCUCUCAGCCAGGUCCAAUAGAAAGAAAAGGAGACUUGGCAGAUAUGGAUCUGGAAACCUUAUGCGAACUCCUUUUGAUUCGGGAAAGUCACCCAUCAGAACGACGUCUUGAAGCUAUUCUUGACAUGACGAUGCCGAAAAUAUACGGAGCUAACCAAGCGGUCGUGCGCGACUUUCGACGACACUUCGACAAAUGGGUUAUCGAUGGGCAACAAGUCGUCCCGAAAGCCAACGUGAACAUGAGCGACCUUGUUGGAAAAGCAUUCGCACAAGAACUGACAGAAUUGAAGUUUUAA
This is a messenger RNA of Cyclocybe aegerita, 357 nucleotides long. Lineage: Eukaryota; Fungi; Basidiomycota; Agaricomycetes; Agaricales; Hemipholiotaceae. The record is from the annotation of a GenBank genome assembly.